Messenger RNA from Folsomia candida, 2027 nucleotides. It is a transcript of the gene CCT4, whose product is annotated as T-complex protein 1 subunit delta. The transcript is spliced from 7 exons. Gene Ontology annotation, biological process: protein folding. Gene Ontology annotation, cellular component: chaperonin-containing T-complex. Lineage: Eukaryota; Metazoa; Arthropoda; Collembola; Entomobryomorpha; Isotomidae. The record is from RefSeq and is a predicted model, not a curated record. Gene Ontology annotation, molecular function: ATP hydrolysis activity; ATP binding; ATP-dependent protein folding chaperone. The coding region runs from base 126 to 1733 and encodes 535 amino acids.
AGUUCUUUUACCUUGUUUUUGCGUGUGUGAAUCAUUUGCCGGCCUUCCUUUCUAAAUAUUUCCUCAUUUAAAAUUUAAAUUGAUUGAAUAAUUAAGUAAGUUAUUUCAACUUAACGCCGGAUAAAAUGGUUCAACAAGCAAAACCAGCGGCUGCGGGUGGGGUCAAGAGUGGGAACAACAAUGUCUUUAAAGACAAGUCUAAACCUUCCGAAAUUCGUGGGUCAAAUAUCCAAGCAGCAAAAGCUGUGGCGGAUGCCAUCCGGACAAGUCUUGGUCCACGAGGUAUGGACAAAAUGAUUCAGGAUGGGAAGGGCGACGUCACAAUUACUAAUGAUGGGGCUACCAUUUUGAAGCAGAUGAAUGUGAUGCAUCCGGCGGCUAAGAUGUUGGUUGAGUUGUCGAAAGCGCAAGAUACUGAGGCUGGAGACGGAACUACGUCUGUAGUUGUCCUGGCAGGAUCAUUGCUCGAAGCGGCUGAGAAACUUUUGAUGAAGGGUCUCCAUCCCACUGCCAUUGCCGAAGGAUUUCGAGCAGCGGGACAGAAAGCGGUAGAAAUUAUUCGGAAAGAUUUAUCAAUCCCGGUGGACUUGACUGACACCCAAACACUGCAAAAAUGUGCCUCUACCAGUCUGAAUUCCAAAGUUGUAUCUCAGCAAUCAAGUCUACUGGCUCCUAUUGCAGUGGAAGCUGUUUUUCGAGCCACGGAUACAAAUGCUGAAAAUAUCGACUUGAAGGAUAUUCGCGUUACGACUGUUCUUGGAGGCACAGUGGAGGACACAGAACUGAUUGAUGGCCUUCUUAUGCGACAAAAAGUUAGCGUUGGUCCCAAGCGAAUUGAAAAGGCAAAGAUUGCUCUGAUUCAAUUUUGCGUGUCACCUCCCAAGACGGAUAUGGACAUGAAUGUCAUUGUAUCGGACUACGCCCAAAUGGAUCGUGUAUUAAGAGAGGAGCGGAAUUACAUUUUGAACAUCGUCAAGAAGAUUAAGAGCACUGGGUGCACUGUUCUGUUAAUUCAAAAAUCUAUUCUCAGGGAUUCUUUGUCUGAUCUGGCCCAGCACUUUCUGGACAAAGUUAAAAUUAUGACAAUUAACAACAUUGAACGUGAAGAAAUUGAAUUUAUAUGCAAAUCUAUUGGAUGCCGGCCAAUUGCUUCAUUGGACCAUUUUACACCUGAAAAUAUGGCGUCGGCCGAGACUGUUGAGGAAAUCAGCGCUAGCGGAAGUAAACUUGUGAAAAUCUCCGGAAUUGCCACACCUGGAAAGACAGUUUCAAUUAUGGUUCGAGGAAGUAAUAAACUCGUCCUUCAAGAGGCUGAGCGGUCCCUUCACGAUGCCCUUUGCGUUGUUCGGUGCUUGGUAAAAGAAAGGGGAAUUGUUGCCGGAGGCGGAGCUCCAGAAACCGAAUUAUCUGUUCGGUUAGCUCAAUUUGCCAUGAGUUUGACUGGUCCCGAAGCCUAUUGCUUUAGGGCUUUUGCUGAAUCACUGGAGGUAAUUCCACUUACUUUGGCAGAAAAUGCAGGAAUGCCCGCAAUUAACACGGUUACUGAACUCAGGAAGUUGCAUGCUGAAGGCCACAAAGCUGCUGGUUUAAACGUGAAGAAAGGUGCGAUUGCCAACAUUAUGGAGGAAAAUGUUAUCCAGCCCAGUCUGGUCACUAUUUCAGCCAUCAAUUUGGCCACCGAGUUUGUAGCCUCAAUUUUGAAGAUUGAUGACGUUGUGAAUACAGUGCGUUAAUUCUACUAAUGAGAAACAGAAAAAAACCACCCACUUGAUUAAUUCUAAUUUCUAAUUUUAUUCCAAUGCAUCAAUUGUUACAUCAAAAUUGUCACACGACCAUAUUAAUAAUAUAAGGCCAUGCAAUUUAGCUAAGUAUUAAUCCCCAUACAUAUUUCACACUUUGUUGUCAUACUCGUAUACCGGUUUUGUAAGAAAAAGUAGACACCUUCACUCUCUAAUAUUAAUCUCGGUUGAUGUUUUUCACAUUAAGAAUAAUUUUGAAAUAAUAAACUUGAAACUAACUUACUUAAA